AAAACACCCUGGAAACCCGUGUUUGUGUAUCUAUGCUGCGGUUUUUUUUUUUGACAAUUUAGUGCGACAUGACGGCUGGAUCAGUAGCGGUGCCAACUAUUAUCCCACUGCGGGUUCCUAUACCAGGAAAAUCAAAAUUAAACAUUGAUACGAACACCAGCAUUGAAAUUCGCACAGAUACCCAAGGCUCAGAAAUUUACUAUACCACAAAUGGUACUAAACCAGAGCCAUUUCAAAAGCAAGGAGAAAGAACUACCUUGAAGUACAGAAGACCUUUUUUAUUAGGUGAAGGUAAAAGAACAGUGAAAGCAGUAGCUGUUAGUGGUGAUGGAAGAGAAAGUAAUGUUGUCAGUAAAACAUUCAUGAUUGAAAGGGUUCCACCACAAGAUAGAGACAGUGAUGAUGAAAGUUUUAAAAAGAAACAAGGUAUUAAGUCAACUGCAGGAUAUUCUGCAAAUACUAUAAUGAAGAAAUUACUUGAAGAAGAUAAUACUCUAGCAUUGGAAGAUUUAACAAUUAGUGGUUCAAGUAAAAGACAACCUACUCAAGGUCCAAGGUUUACUGCUUCUCGUCUGGGUAAUAAAACAGGUCCCAAGUCACCAAAGACACCUAAACCACCCAAAACUCUUGAAGCAAAGACAUCAUUGGAUUUUUCAGCCAGUCGUCCUAGGAAUGCUCCUGAAAAUAUAACCCAGGCCAAUCGCAUACAAAGAGAAACAGACUUUCUGAAAUGUAUAUAUUGUUUAGCUGAUCGUCCUUCAGAUCCAUAUGCCCGUUUCUGUACUGAGUGUGGUUCACCUGUACCACCUGUACCAAAUACAAGAUUACCUCCCCCAGAGCCAGGUCAGGUUGGAAUGUGUGUUGGCUGCAAUUCUAUGGUACCUUUGAAUACUGAUAAAUGUGUUGUAUGUGAAACUCCAAUCCCACCUCAAAUGAUACCACAAGCAAGUAUCAAACUGCGGAGCAAGAUUAUGUGUAAUAGUUGUGGAACAGCCAAUCCGGUUAAUCUAAACUAUUGUGUCACAUGUGAGGCUAAACUUCCUGCUAAUGCCAAGCCAUUAUUUGCCGGGGAUUCUGCUCCACCACAACCAAGUAAAGAAGGCCGUUUAUUAUGUUGUAAUAAAUGUGGUAGAGUUAAUAACAGUGAUGCUAGGUUCUGUGAUUGGUGUGGUGCUAAGCCUGCACCUCCAAGUUGCCACUUGAUAUGUUCACGUUGUGGAGGUAGUAACCAGCCUUAUGCUAAAUUCUGUAACUGCUGUGGUGUACAGAUUGAACCACCUCAAAGACAGGAUCCAAGGAACAGUGGCAUCACACAAGAUGGAUUCACAACUUCUUCUAAUUUGUUUGGUAAUUCUCUGAUGGAUUCUUGGUUGCCUGUGGCGACACCUGUAUCCAUGAUACCAAAAAAAGGUGUUGCCACCCAGACUACAGGAUUAUUUUAUCCAUCCAACAAAGACUUGCAAAAGAAAGGAGAAAUGGAGGAAACUAUGAGGCAAGUACAAGAAGCUAUGAGUGAUAGAAAACCACCACUAUCAGCUGUCAGCCCUGGAAAAGGUUACUGGAGACAACAGAUGGAGCAUAUAUGUUCUCAUAUGAAAGCACAUGCUCAGAAUCAUCAAGAAUUUAGAGCAUCAAUUGGUGAACCCAAGAUUGGAAAGAUAAUAUCAGCAACAGUUCAUGAAGAUGGUUAUGAAAUGAAUCUGAAUGUAUGUUUUGCUUUGCGAGGACAGAAAGAUAAUAUGACAGGAAAACCAAUGAAUAUAUCAAAAGGUGGAUUUUUAAGCCAAUUAACUGAAAGUAGAAGACAUAGUUUUAAUGGAAGUGUUACUAGCAUGGAAUCUGAUAAUAAGAUUCCUCCAAAGAAAACUAUUAAGAAGAAAAAGAAAAAAGAAGAUAGUAAUUUGUCUGCUGAGGACAAGUUACUGUUGAAAGAGGUUGGUGCAAAGGGAGAGGGUGAUGCAGAAGAGGUUGAAAAACUAUUGGAACAGAGUGCUGAUUCAAACUGUGUGAAUUGGGAUGGUAUUCCAGUGUUAACAGUUGCUGUUAUGAAUAUGAAAGAAGAAUGUAUUGUUCCUCUAGUUAAUGCUGGCGCUAAGCUUGAUAAAAAAGCUGGCUUGAAGGGCAAUACAGCUUUGCAUGAAGCUGUUAAUCUGGGUCCUGAAGGUCAGAAAAUAAUCCAGAUACUACUGGAUUGUGGGGGUAAUCCAAAGAAAAUAAAGAAUGAUAAAGGAGAGACUGCAUAUGAUUUAGCUGUUAAAAACAAGCAUGAGAGCAUCAUAGCUUCUUUUAAUUCUAAUAUUGGGCAAGAAAUGCUGAAAAAAAUGAGUAAAAUUGAUUGAUAACAUGAAUUAAUAGCAGGGUAUUUAGUGAAACAGAAUUCAUCUA
Messenger RNA from Saccoglossus kowalevskii, 2385 nucleotides. Its product is annotated as double zinc ribbon and ankyrin repeat-containing protein 1-like. Gene Ontology annotation, molecular function: protein binding. NCBI's taxonomy places the organism in Eukaryota, Metazoa, Hemichordata, Enteropneusta, Harrimaniidae. The record is from RefSeq and is a predicted model, not a curated record.